UCGCACUACGAAAACGAUUGAAAUACCUUUUAAAAUCAAGAACGUAAGAAUGAAAGAACUUCUGAUGUUAGUAACUCAAAUCGUUUUAUUGGUUUUCUCUGCAGAUAUUCCUAAUUCCACAUGUGCGGAUAGAUGCUGCCAUAAUUUUUAUAAAAAUUGGCUCAACGGAUUGUGUGUUGAGUGUCCGCUUGGUAGUUUUGGAUUGAACUGUAAUGAAACCUGUCCCCCUCAAUACUAUGGGAGACUUUGUCGCAUCAAGUGUGACUGUCCCUUACAGCACUGUAACCAAAUGUAUGGAUGCGUUUAUCUUUCAAUCAAUGAUGGAGGUGACAACCCUUGGAAGUAUGUAGCCUUAACACUGAUCGGAUCCAUAGCCAGCCUAGCUGCUGCUGGACUCAUGGUUUUUACGAGAUUGUGGAUGGCCAGAAGAGUUAAACAAGAAAUCAAUGAGUCAAACGAGAGUCAAAUAGGAAUGGACAGUCUGAUUCCUAAUGGUAUUAAUAAAAAUAUUUUUAAAAACUUCAUUGAGGAAAAUAAAUAUGAAGAACACCAAUGUUCCCCAUCCCGGGAUGAAAUGGAAGCGAUACAUUUCUAUAACAUGUCUGCUGAAAACAACUAUGCUGAACUGAGGACCUCUGCUCUGUCUCCGAUCUAUAAUAGUCCAGAUGAUUUCAACACCGAUCUAAUGCAGACCACAUUGAUGCUAACUAGACCUUGUUUAAACAAGCAUUCUGAGAAUUCUUUAGCUGUUCUUAUAUAUUUUGACUUAACCUUUUAUAUCAGCUAA
Molecule: messenger RNA, 787 nt
Organism: Magallana angulata
Lineage: Eukaryota; Metazoa; Mollusca; Bivalvia; Ostreida; Ostreidae
Exons: 7
Coding region: 50-787 (245 amino acids)
Source: RefSeq, a predicted model, not a curated record